UAAAAGAAAUGGCUACUAAAACAGUAAAUAACUCUGUUUCGAUUCAAUCUAAAAAUGCAAGAAAUACAGUUAGUCGUCUUGCUUCAGCAUCGGUCGGCAAGAAGAAACGAGAGACGUGGACUGAUGGUGAAACUGAAUCGUUGCUCUCUCAUGCCAUCAUUAACAAGGAUUCCAUUGCUGGAUCUUUCAGUGCUCUUGUGACAAAGGAAACUCGCAAGCAAGCUUGGGUGCUUAUUACAGAGUGCAUUGUGUUGGAACAUCCCGAUUGUCCACCAAAACUUCCUGAUGCUGUGAAGAAGAAGUUUGGCAAUUUUGAGCAAAAAGCCCGUCAGAUCAUUCACAAUCAUAAAGCUGGAUUGAGCGAGACAGGUGGUGGCCCAUCAACUGCCCCAUUGAAUCCUUUGUACCAAAAGUAUUGGGAUGAAUACUUGGGCAUUGACAAUCCUUGUGUCACAUCAACCAUAGAGGGCGCGAUUGACACCGAAGCAGUUGAUGAAUUGCUCACCGGGCAAGAAAGGGAUUUGAUUCAGCACUUCUUGGGCAGGGAGCCAAAUGAAAGUCACAAUACUGACCUUUUUCAAAGGACUGAUGAGUCGUCGGAGGAUAACAGCCAGUUUUUGGGUGAGCAGAGUAACGAUGGAGAUGAGACAGGAUUAUCUGCUGAUGAUGAAAGAGGAGAACUUCGUCUAUCUUUUGACAACGCUCUUUCCAACUCUACGCCAGAAGACUCUUUGACUUUACGGGCCCCAAAGAAUACGCAAAAGCGUCCAUCAAGUGCCAUGGCUGUUUAUUCCGGUGGCCGAACGACCCCUGCAGCUGAAUCGUCCCUUCAUUCUAUUUUAAAUAACAGUUCCAAGCGCAAUUCCAAAACCCUCAGGGAGACCAAGAAAACUACGCAAUUCAAGCUUUGUACUACAAGUGAGACGGCUGGCCACGCCCGCAUGAUGGAGACACGCUUGCGACUACUCUCUGCUGCCAUGGAGGUGCGUAACAAGUUAAACAAUCCAAUGACUGCUGCCGAAAUCCCAAAAGACUUACAAGACAUUAUCUUUGAUCCUUACGAAAACAUUUGA
This is a messenger RNA of Daphnia pulicaria, 1073 nucleotides long. RefSeq lists its product as uncharacterized. The transcript is spliced from 5 exons. The record is from RefSeq and is a predicted model, not a curated record. NCBI's taxonomy places the organism in Eukaryota, Metazoa, Arthropoda, Branchiopoda, Diplostraca, Daphniidae. The coding region runs from base 9 to 1073 and encodes 354 amino acids.